UACAUUACUGAUAUCACAUCUUCGUGUUGCAUUGCGCACGCGCAGAAAACCAAGCCAUUAACUGAGUAUGGACGCGAGCCAUCAUAGUUUCAUACUUCUGAUACAAUUAUUCCUGAAAUUUGCUGAAUGAGUGUGAAGUAUGUGUAUUUUGUUACAAAUUACCGAUUUGAUAGCGACAUUAUAGUUACACUUGCAAGUUUCUCACAACUUUGCUCCGACACUACAAUCGAAGCCACAGAGGCGUAUCGUAAUUACAACGAGCGUACAUGUAUGGCUUCUGACUUUCAAGCAAAUUGUGCGAUCGCCUGCGUGUAAAAUAGAGAACAUCUUUGAGAAUUGAAGGACAGGACUGCUUUGGGCUUUUUCCAACAUCAUAAUUUGAAUUAAUUGAGCUGAGAAAAGAAUAGCAAUAAAGUUAACAAGUGUUUUGUGUCUCAAACCAAGCUAGAUGUUCAUGAAUUAAUAAGGAAGACGUGACGCUCAUCCAGUGAUCUUUCUCUCAUAGUUUAUAAAAAAAUUUACAAAACAUUUUAAUACAAAAUGGCAUUACCACCGAAUUACAAACAAGUUGCAAUAGCUACAUCAAAUAUUGUUGCCUCUAAUCAACGAAUGAGAGCAUCUGGAGGAAGUACAAGUAGCUCAACAAAUAAUAAAGAUACACAAAGUCCAUUUAUCCAAACCCCACAUAGCCAUCCAGGAUUUACACCUCAGAAAGUUGGCAAAAAUACUAACGCUGAUUCUCGUACACCAAAACCACCUAAACCACCAGAGAAACCUCUCAUGCCAUAUAUGAGAUAUAGCAGGAAAGUAUGGGAUCAGGUAAAGGCACAAAAUCCAGAGUUAAAAUUAUGGGAAAUUGGCAAGAUUAUUGGACAGAUGUGGAGGGAUUUACCAGAAGAAGAUAAGACAGAAUUCAUUGAAGAGUACGAAGCUGAGAAGGUGGAAUAUGAGAAAAGCUUGAAGACCUAUCAUAAUUCGCCUGCAUAUCUAGCUUAUAUUGCAGCUAAGAAUCGUGGGAAAUCGAUGUUGUGUGUAGCACAACAAAACAACGAUGACCGAGAAAGUCACGAACGUUCGUCAGGCAGUAGUAAAAGUCAAGCAGCUCAAGAUAGAAGGAUCGAUAUUUUACCAGCGGAAGAUGACGAUGAUCAAGAUGAUGGCUACUCCGUGAAACACGUGGCUUAUUCGCGUUAUACGAGAAAUCAUCGUCUCAUUAAUGAGAUUUUCAGCGAUACUGUCGUGCCCGAUGUUCGUUCGGUUGUUACUACUCAAAGAAUGCAAGUUCUUCGCCGUCAAGUACAGUCGUUAACGAUGCAUCAGAAAAAACUUGAGGCUGAGUUGCAACAAAUCGAAGAGAAAUUUGAAGCAAAGAAACGUAAAUUCAUAGAAACCAGCGAGAUAUUUCAGGAAGAAUUAAAAAAACAUUGCAAGCCGGCGGUAGACGAAGAGACUUUCAAUAAAAUGGUAGAACGACAGUACGAAGCCAUCAGACGAGAUAGACAGAAAGGAUCGGAAGAAAAUCGUUCGGACGGGCCGGCAUCGAGUGAAUCCACUCCGAAUUCCACUCCCACUCCGACUCCAGCGUCACUCAACGACGAAGCCCAGCCAGAUGUUUCCGAUAAUGAUACAAUGGAGAAGAAAACCGUCGGCGGCAUCGACAAAGCCAACAUCGAGAUGAGCAAGAAGAUGUCACCGCCAUAUACCGAAACCAAGACGGAAGUACCGACGGUGCAAGCGAACGUCAGUCAGCCACACGCACCCAAUACUGGAAUGUACUGCAACGUGGUCAACCCUAUUCAACAUCCGCAUCAGCAACAGACACAGACACCGCAGCACCAACCACCGCAACACCAGCCGCCACAGCAUCAACCGCCGCAGCACCAGCCACCGCAACACCAACCACCGCAGCACCAGCCACCCCAGCAUCAGCCACCACCUCAGCAUCAACCAACAACUCCUCAACAAUCCCAUCAGCUGCCUCCACCUCAGCAGCAGCAUCAAGCACCUCCGCCGCCACCGCCUCAGCAACAGCAACAACAACAACAGCAACAGCAACAACACCAGCCACAACCCACUCAGCAACAGCACCAGCCGCCGCCGCCGCCGCAAUCACAGCAGCAACAGCAACAACCGCAGCAGCCAAAUCCCGUGCUACCGCCCCAACAGCAGCCGACCACAACAGCUGGAACAGCAGCCGCGGUGGCGGCAGUAGUUGCCAGUGCGAACGCGACCGCAAACUCCACUCCGCCGAACAUGCCGCCGGUGUCGGCGCCACCGGCAAUACCGAUCCAGCACAACCCCCAUCAGCAGGGAAUGCUGGCGAAUCACUCGAUGCCGCCGCACCAGACCGCGCAAGGCAGCCAGGGCACACAAGUGAUGCCGCCGCAAGGACCGGUGACAAAUCCACACACUUCCCAAAUGAUGCCGCCUAAUCAAGGCUACGGCCAGCAAUAUCAGACCGCGCCCGGUCAACAGCCGCAGAACGUUCCGCUGGCUCCGCGACCGCCGCAUCCUUCUUACAGCUAUUCCCAGCAACAACCAUACCAUCAGCCUUACCCGCAAUACACUCAUCCGUAUUACCAUCAGCCGUACUCGCAGUAUUCGCCUCACCCGAUGGGACGUCCUCAUGGCCACGGCCCACACAGCCCGCACAGUCCGCACUACCAUCCGCAAUCGCCGCACACCGCAAUCGCCGAUAGCGGCAACACUAACACCAACGUCACCGGCUCGAACGCCGUUACUGUGCCCGCAACUGCUCCUGAUAACAAUAAUCCUUCCUCUUACUCAUCGUCCGCAGGACACUGCGAAGGCGAACGCUCGGGUCCGUCGGAUAACCAGGAAGGCCAGGUGGAUGCUAAAUCGGGAUCCGCUUAAGUACUCUAUCUCUUUUCUUUUUAUUUUAUAAAUUAUCGUAGAGUUGAAACCUUUGUUGAUGUGUCUUUGCGAUCUGUAUCUGCACUAUUUUGUACGUAUAUUCUUAAGUUACGAACUUAACGCAUUCUGUCACUUUAUUAUGAUAAAGAUGUAGUGGUAAUCGUUAAUAUUAUGGUGACCUGCAACGUCGUCUUAUGUAUACACGAGGAUGUAUCGUUCCACGCGAUGGCAGCGGCAACACGUGCUGACUCUACUUUGUAGUUGCGAGAUAAAGUGUCUGGGAAAACUA
Harpegnathos saltator (Jerdon's jumping ant) is the source of this 3163-nucleotide messenger RNA. Its product is annotated as transcription factor SPT20 homolog. NCBI's taxonomy places the organism in Eukaryota, Metazoa, Arthropoda, Insecta, Hymenoptera, Formicidae. Gene Ontology annotation, cellular component: SWI/SNF complex. The record is from RefSeq and is a predicted model, not a curated record. Gene Ontology annotation, biological process: negative regulation of DNA-templated transcription. Gene Ontology annotation, molecular function: nucleosomal DNA binding; nuclear receptor binding. The coding region runs from base 541 to 2874 and encodes 777 amino acids. The transcript is spliced from 11 exons.